Toxotes jaculatrix (banded archerfish) is the source of this 1656-nucleotide messenger RNA. It is a transcript of the gene lurap1, whose product is annotated as leucine rich adaptor protein 1. The record is from RefSeq and is a predicted model, not a curated record. NCBI's taxonomy places the organism in Eukaryota, Metazoa, Chordata, Actinopteri, Toxotidae. Gene Ontology annotation, biological process: positive regulation of cytokine production; positive regulation of canonical NF-kappaB signal transduction. The transcript is spliced from 2 exons. The coding region runs from base 428 to 1537 and encodes 369 amino acids.
UCACAAGCAGGACACUGGACUCUGGGGAUCAGACUGUAUUUACCGCUGUGGAUGAAUCAAUCAACCAGCCAAGGGAAAUAAUCCGCAAAUUAGAAGAUUUUUUUUGGCUUUCACUUGAUGUUCACCAGUUUGUUUAGAUAGAGCGGCUUAAUCAUUUUGACUCAAAAUGAUGAUACAGCUAAAAUAAAAUUUUAAAAAAAAAAGGCACUGGUAUUUAUCCGCCUGAAUAACCCCACGCUGUGUUGAUGCUGUCAGACUGUUUUUCUCUUCUGGCGCAGUCCAACUCAGCUGGAGUCGCAUAGGAUGCCAUACAAUCCUAUAGGAAGUGACUGUAGUGGCUUGACAGGCAACAAUUUCCAACAAACGAGGCGGACGUAAUCUCUGUCCUGCGGAUUCUUUUCUUUUUCGGUCUAAACACACGGACAGGAUGGAUGAAGGCACUGCCAGCGAUGCCAUACCAGACCUGAAAGACAUUGAGAUGAAAAUCGGCCGGAAGACUCCCGAAGGUUUGCUCAGGUGGAUGCGGGAAGAAGCGUCUUCUCUCCGGGGAGACGCCAAGCUGAUCACCGCGCACGACACCAGUAAGGAGACGGGGAAGAAGAGUUUGGAUGAAAAGAUCAGGAAGCUGAAGAUGGAGAUGGCCCACUUGCGCUCAGUGGAUGUGAAAAUCUUGCAGCAGUUGCUGGCGGUCCAUGAAGGUAUUGAGGCUGUGAAAUGGCUGCUGGAGGAGCGCAGCACCCUGACCAGCCGGUGCAGCAGCCUUACUAGCAGCCAGUACAGCCUGGGAGAAGGCCCUGACACCUCCUGGAGAGGCUCCUGGAGCAGUCUGCAGGACCCUAAUGACAAGCUGGACAACAUCUCCAUCGGCAGCUACCUGGACACCCUGGCAGACGACAUGGAUGAGUACUGUCCCUCUAGCUCAGAGUCGGUCAUCUGUAUGACCACACCGCAGGUUUCAGAGGCUGUUGCUGGGGGCCGGACAGGAGGAGUUCCUGGAGCAACGGUCACUAUAGCUGGGGCAGGAGCUGGGGUAGGUGUGAGGUCUGGUACUGGGAAUGGGAUUCGGGCUGGGGCUAAUGAGAAUGGAGUUGGGACUGGAAAUGGGACAGAGGUGAAAAGUGGACCAGGGACCGGGGUUACCAGUGCUGUAACUGGGACUGGUACUGCUGGGACUGCAACUGGGAACCCAGCUGUUCCUGUCACCUCUCCCCAAGCCAAGUCUGAGGGCCCCAAGCAAGAUGCUGCUGUGUGGACCAAGACUGCAGAGACAGGCAACGUAAGCCCUGUUUCAAAGGACAACAUCCAGGCACAAUCCAUUAAGGUUAAUGGCAUCCUGGAGAAACCAACCACACAAUCAGGCAGCCCAACCCGCCCCAGCCUCACUGAGAAACUGGGAACCAGCCAGAGCCCCAAACUCAAACCUUACAAAAAUGGAAAAAUUGAGUUAGAUACUUGCAAAAUGAACGGCAAAAUGCGCCUGGAGUACGACGCACACUGGCGUUGGGUGCAGUCGCAAGAAGAUGUCACGUUUUUGUAGGAAGGAUAAUAACAGAGGGGACUAAAUCCACCACUGACCACUCCCUCUUGAACAUCAAAGACCAGAUCACUGAAGGUUAGAAGAAGAGGAGUGAACUGCUGUUUUGAAAUGCACAUAGU